CAUGCCACCAACCGAGAACGCUUCCGAAAAAAAAAACCGAACAAGCUCUCUCCGCCGCCGCAAAUGGAGGCGCUCCUCCGGUGGGCGGCAGAGCUGGGCGUAUCCGACUCCCUGUCCGCGCCCGCCUCCUCCUCCUGCCUCGGCCGCUCCCUCGUCGUCGCUGAUUUCCCUGACGCGGGCGGGAGGGGCUUCGCGGCGGCUCGGGACCUCCGGCGCGGCGAGCUGGUGCUGCGCGUGCCCCGCGCUGCCCUGCUCACCAGCGACCGCGUCAUGGCCGAUGACCCCAGGAUUGCUUCCUGCGUAGAUGCCCAUCGCCCUCGCCUCUCCAGCAUCCAGGUAAUGCCGUAUCUUCAGGCAACGGUUCAGUUUUUAUGUACUAAAACAUGCUCAUGUGAAAUUGUUCUAGAAUUUACCAAGUUUUGGGGAUAAAUGGG
Molecule: messenger RNA, 434 nt
Organism: Triticum urartu
Lineage: Eukaryota; Viridiplantae; Streptophyta; Magnoliopsida; Poales; Poaceae
Source: RefSeq, a predicted model, not a curated record